AUGUCCAUCCCACCGACCCACCGCGCCCUGCGCCAGGAAGUCUACGCCGAACCCCCCACCGUGCAACACAUCCCCACCCCGCAAGUGACGCCGGGGUCGGCGGUGCUGCGUGUGCUCCAGGCCUCGGUCAUCAGCUACACCAAGGACAUCUACAACGGGGUGCGACGGUACCCGUACCCGACGCCGCUGACGCUGGGACAGACGGCGCUGGCGCGGGUGGUGGCGCUGGGACCCGACGCCACGACCCUCCGCGUCGGGGACCUGUGUUUCCUGGACGUGACGAUCCGGGGCCGCGACGACGUCGACCGCGCCGCGGGCGCCACGUUCCUCAGCGCCAUCGCCCAUGGCAACAGCAGCGCAGCGGCCAAGUUGUUCCGCGACGCCUGGCGUGACGGCACCUACGCCGAGUACGUGCGGUGGCCGCUCGAGAACUGCUUCGCGCUCGACGAGGACAAGCUCCUGCAGAAACUCGGCUACCAGCUCGGCAACCUCAUGUUCAUCCCCAAGAUGCUGGUCGCGUACGGCGGGCUGGGCCCGCUGUGCGUGGACCUCAAGCCCGGCGAGACCGUCGUCGUCAGCCCCGCGACGGGCGGCUUCGGCUCCGCCGCGGCGCACCUGUGCCUGGAGCUGGGGGCCGGCCGGGUCAUCUGCAUGGGGCGCAACGAGGAGAUCCUCGCGGACCUGAAAAGCGCCGUCGCGCCGGAAAAGCGCGCGCGGGUCGAGACCGUCCCGCUGACAGGAGACUGGGAGGUCGACCUGAAGGCGCUCCAGGCCCUGGGCGGCGUCGUCGACGUCUUCUUCGACAUCUCCCCGCCCGCGGCCGCCGACUCGAGACACCUCAAGGCCGGGGUCUUCGCCCUCAGGCACGGCGGCAGGAUGUGUCUCAUGGGUGGCGGCAACCAUGACGUCGUCCUGCCGCACGGCGUGCUGAUGCGCAACGACAUCACCGUCAAGGGGAAGUGGAUGUACGAGCCCACGGACGUCAAGCGGCUCAUUGCCCUGGUCGAAUCUGGGGUGGUCAAGCUGCACAGAGACGAGGACAGUGUCAAUCCACUGGGCGCAAGAGUCGUGGCCAAGUUCAAGUUGGAGGAGUGGGAGCAGGCGUUCGAUGCGGCUGAGAAGCAGGGCAGGAGUGGCGGUAUUGUCGUGAUCGAGCCGUGA
Molecule: messenger RNA, 1161 nt
Organism: Fonsecaea nubica
Lineage: Eukaryota; Fungi; Ascomycota; Eurotiomycetes; Chaetothyriales; Herpotrichiellaceae
Exons: 1
Coding region: 1-1161 (386 amino acids)
Source: RefSeq, a predicted model, not a curated record